CGUCCACACUCACCCUGGCAACUGUCAGAGAGGGGUCACCAAGGGGGCGAUAGAUUAGGACAUCCGGGAGUAUAACGAGGGCGGGGGUAAUACAUCCGGGGCAGUACGCCAGGACGAGGAGCAUUUGGAGACAUUCGCACCGAGGGGGAGAUGCACCGCUUUGCUGUGUACGGCCGGUGCCAGCGGGGGCUGCUGAGCCUGGCUUACAGGGGUCCUGGCAGUACGCAAGACUGCCUCCGGUUCCUGAUGCCGGACACAGUACAGAGCCGUGUGCAGAGGAGUCUACUGCCCCCUCGCCAGAUAACUGUCCCUGACUUUAAGUCGUGUCGCUUUUUCUGCACGUCCGCUGCUUCCACAAACCAGGAACUGGGCAAUUUGGUUUAUACUGGAAAUCUGGCCAGGGCAGUGCUUGGGGUGAAGUUCUUCUCCUAUUCCACCAGUAUGGCCAGCCUAUUUAUCCUGCCAGUUAUCAUGAUGAAGUCCGGCAUUGGAGUGGACAGCCUGGCUUUAAAAAUAGCCUUCUUCAGUGUGGUGGGAUUUUUCACCUUCGUCACUCCCGUUACUCUGCAUUUUUUAACUAAAGGAUAUGUGGUCCGUUUAUAUCACAACAGAGACACGGACCUCUAUACUGCCAUUACGUAUAAUGCCUUUCUGGUGGAGAAACGGACUGUGUUUUCUCCAGAGGAGGUUACAGUACCUGGAAUUAGCAAAAUGUUCACAACUUUCUAUGCUAAAAAGAAAUCUAUGCUGGUCAAUCCAGAGUUAUUUCCGAAUUCUUGGCACUAUCAUCACCUGAUGGGCUAUGAUAAGCCAUUUACGUUUAAUCCUGAAGAACUGAAUCCGCCCUCUGAGGAAAAAUAAACUCUCUUCCUUGUGAGUGUGUAGUGACUACUCUCUUUAAUAGUUUAAAAGGUGGGAGUAAUGUAGGAUUAGUGAUUUUACAUUUGCAAUGUGAAAAGUAAGCAUCUAGGGACUUCUGUAUAUAAGGUGGUAAAUAAGGGCUAAAUACAACCACAAUUACCCCAGCAAUAGGAUAUGCAACUAUGGCAUAAAUUUACAUAGCUCCUUAAGUACUGUAUAUGUAUGUUCUAGUACCCAUCACAGAAACACUUGAACCAUAGUCGGUCAGAAACUAUUUACAAUGUACUGGAUGACUAGUAUAACCAUGUCUCCUCAUUCCUCACUUAUAGUGAUUUACUUAUUCUAGAGUACAUUGCUUAAUUUAUUUUUGUUGUCCGUUCAAUGUCUUCUAUAAUUUCCUGCCAGUCACCUUUCUGCCCAAGAAAACCGCAGCUUGGUGACCGGAGAAUGUCCUCCCUUUCUUGUUUUUGUCCCUACAAAUUUUUUAUUUUUCAGAGAUGCAUCUGCUUCCCUGUGAACAACUUUUCCUAAUUUUUUAUUUUUUUUGUAUUUCACAUUAAAUAGCCUUCUUAACAGCA
This is a messenger RNA of Pseudophryne corroboree (corroboree frog), 1439 nucleotides long. RefSeq names its product transmembrane protein 70 (gene TMEM70). NCBI's taxonomy places the organism in Eukaryota, Metazoa, Chordata, Amphibia, Anura, Myobatrachidae. The record is from RefSeq and is a predicted model, not a curated record. Gene Ontology annotation, biological process: mitochondrial proton-transporting ATP synthase complex assembly. Gene Ontology annotation, cellular component: mitochondrial membrane.